Rotaria sp. Silwood1 is the source of this 1122-nucleotide messenger RNA. Lineage: Eukaryota; Metazoa; Rotifera; Eurotatoria; Philodinida; Philodinidae. The record is from the annotation of a GenBank genome assembly.
AUGAGCAUAUACAUAUGUUUUCGUGUAGGAUGGAUCAAUGUUGGCAACAUGAGCCAUCCCAGACGAUGGCACACAGCGACCUUAUUAACAAAUGGAAAAAUACUAGUUACUGGUGGAAGUAAUUUUGAUAUUCUCAAUAGUGCCGAAUUAUAUGAUCCAUUAACAGGAACUUGGACAAUCACCGGUGGCAUGAAACAUCCACGAGGUGUGCACACAGCAACCUUAUUAACAAAUGGAAAAGUAUUAGUUACUGGUGGAACUAAUUAUGAUGGUGUUCUAAAUAGUGCCGAAUUGUAUGAUCCAUCAACAGGAACGUGGAUAACUACUGGUAGCAUGCAUACUGAACGAAUGGCUCACACAGCAUGCUUAUUAACAAAUGGAAACGUAUUGGUUGUUGGUGGAGACAAGAUGAAUGGUGUUCUAAAUAGUUCUGAAUUGUAUGAUUCAUCAACAAGUACUUGGACAACUACUGGUAUCAUGAAUAGUCGACGAGCGAAGCAUACAGCAUCCUUAUUAAUGAAUGGGAAAGUGUUAGUUGUUGGUGGAGAAAAUAUGAAUGGUGUUCUAAAUAGUUCUGAAUUGUAUGAUCCAUCAACAGGAACUUGGACAACUACUACCAGCAUGAAUAGUCCACGAGCGAAGCAUACUGCAUCCUUAUUAAUAAAUGAAAAAGUAUUAGUUGUUGGUGGAGAAAAUAUGAAUGGUGUUCUAAAUAGUGCUGAAUUGUAUGAUCCAUCUGCUGAAAAUUGGACAACUACUAGCAGCAUGGAUCAGGCACGAUAUGACCACAGAACAUCCGUAUUAACAAAUGGAAAGGUGUUAGUUACUGGUGGAGGAAUUUUUCCUCAUUCUUAUAGUAGUGCCGAAUUGUAUGAUUCAUCAACAGGAACUUGGACAACUAUUGGUAACAUGACCUAUCCACGAAGUUCGCACACAGCGACCUCAUUAACAAAUGGACAAGUGUUAGUUACUGGUGGAGAAAAUAUAGUUGAAUUUCUAAGUAGUGCUGAAAUGUAUGAUGUAUCAACAGAAACUUGGAUAACUAACGGUACCAAUGAAGAUUUUGUGAGCGAAGCACAUAGCAUUCGUAUUAAUAAAUGGAAAAGUGUUAGUUACUGGUGA